Molecule: messenger RNA, 985 nt
Organism: Ictalurus punctatus (channel catfish)
Lineage: Eukaryota; Metazoa; Chordata; Actinopteri; Siluriformes; Ictaluridae
Gene: med28
Product: mediator complex subunit 28
Exons: 5
Coding region: 34-666 (210 amino acids)
Cellular component (GO): mediator complex
Source: RefSeq, a predicted model, not a curated record
GAACAGUAAACAGUGAACAAAUAACAGUCCAAGAUGGCGUCCUCCAUGGGUGGAAUGUUCCCGGGACAACAACAACAGCAGCAGCAGCAGCAACAACAACAACAACAGCAGCAGCAGCAGCAGCAACAGCAGCCUCCCGGCGCGCAUCCACCUCCUCCCGGUCCCGGAGCUCCGGGAAGCAGAGCUUCAGGCAACACUUUAGUCGAUGACCUGGAAGCUUCUUUCGAAGCAUGUUUUGCAUCAUUAGUCAGCCAAGACUAUGUGAACGGGACAGACCAAGAGGAAAUCAGAACAGGUACCACCCAACUUGGUUAUGAUAAGAACACUGGUUAUAAAAGAGAGUCAGAUGUUAUUGGGGUUGACCAGUGCAUACAGAGGUUUCUUGACGUAGCCAGACAGACCGAAUGCUUUUUUCUUCAAAAGAGGCUCCAGCUGUCAGUACAGAAACCAGAGCAGGUGGAGAAAGAGGACAUAUCAGAGUUGAGGAACGAGCUCCAGAGGAAGGAAAUGCUGAUACAGAAGCACCUGACCAAGAUUCAUCACUGGCAGCAGGUGUUGGAGGACAUUAACGUCCAGCACAAAAAGCCUACAGAGCUACCGCAGGGGCCGCUGGCCUUUUUAGAACAAGCCUCAGCUAACCUGCCCGCACCCAUGAAACCCAACUGAGCAGUGCCUGUGAUGGUGCGCGUCUUCAUUGGAGUAUUUUUAAUAACAUGUUUAAAGUUCUGAUGCAACAUUGGCCUGUAUAAAUCCAGUGCUCUGGUGAGAUUAUCAUUCACUGUCUGGAUAGUAAUUAAAACUUCUAACUAAGAGGGAACUUUCUCAACUCAAAUGGCUUUUGGUUAUACUCGUGUAGUUCUGUUCAGAGCACUGGAGUCAAGAUUCUGAUAAAUCCAUACCGUAUACAAUACUAAACAUCAUGUGGGGUACAGUUUAAGAAGGGUGAGUGUUUGUUUUUGUGUGGAAUAAAUGUCUACAUUUUGUA